Formica exsecta is the source of this 1439-nucleotide messenger RNA. It is a transcript of the gene rngo, whose product is annotated as protein DDI1 homolog 2-like. The transcript is spliced from 6 exons. The record is from RefSeq and is a predicted model, not a curated record. The annotation marks the transcript as partial. Gene Ontology annotation, biological process: proteolysis. Gene Ontology annotation, molecular function: aspartic-type endopeptidase activity; protein binding. NCBI's taxonomy places the organism in Eukaryota, Metazoa, Arthropoda, Insecta, Hymenoptera, Formicidae.
AAACGUCGCUCUAGCCAUUCCAUUACUGGACUUCAGUUCCAUCAGAGUUCCCGAGAUCAGCAACACGCGUCCACAGCCGAUCGCGAAUAUACAAAAUCCUCGCGGCGAGGACGAUCCAGCGUUGAUAAGAAAUAUGUUCCUGGCUAAUCCAGAUCAGCUGGCGUUGUUGAAGCAGAAUAAUCCCAGAUUAGCCGACGCUUUGCUGUCGGGAAAUCUCGAUAGAUUUUCGACUGUACUCAGUGAGCAGAUAGCCGCUCGAGAAGAACGGCAAGCACAACGGCUGAGAAUGAUGAACGCGGAUCCGUUUGACACAGAAGCGCAACGGCUGAUCGCUGAAGAGAUUAGGCAAAAGAAUAUCGAGGCAAAUAUGGAGGCGGCAAUGGAGUACAAUCCGGAGACCUUCGGCACCGUCGUUAUGUUGUAUAUUAAUUGUAAAGUCAACGGAUUUCCAGUUAAAGCAUUUAUUGAUUCAGGUGCUCAAACUACUAUUAUGUCCGCCGCCUGUGCCGAGAGAUGUCACAUUAUGCGUCUGGUGGACACGAGAUGGGCCGGGGUCGCCAAGGGCGUCGGAGUUCAACGCAUAAUCGGUCGUAUACACAUGGUACAAAUACAAAUUGGCAAUGAUCAUCUUACGACGUCGUUCAGCGUCCUCGAGGAACAACCUAUGGACAUGUUGCUGGGUUUGGAUAUGCUCAAGAGACAUCAAUGUUGCAUAGAUCUGAAGAAAAAUGUCUUGAAGAUUGGCACUACGGGCACUGAAACUCCAUUUUUGGCAGAAGGUGAUUUACCUGAAUUAUAUAUAUUUCGCGGUACACUUUGUAAUAUUACCGAUUUGCCGAUGAACGGAGUUUGGCUGCUCGUGGUCGGGGAUCUUCAACGAGCUCUCGAGGACAGUUCGAGAGACGCGAAGAAGCAGAGGCAGCAGCAUGACGGGCAAGGUAGUAGUAAUCAAGGCUCGUUAAAUAGACCGGCCGCAUUAGAAACGACAGUCUAUCCACACGAUCCAUUCACGGAAGCCACUGUCAAGGAACUAGAGGCUCUGGGUUUUACCAGGGCGCAAGUUAUUGCUGAAUUGCGUAGAUUUAGCGGUGACAAAACGCAGGCUACAGCCGCAUUAUUCGCAAAAUCUUUGAAAUUCUGAAUAUCGAAAAUUAUCGCACGCGAUUCGAAUAUGCAAAUCGUUAGUUAGAGACAGGCAUAGCAAAAUUGUGAAUAUAUUACACGCAAUAAAAAUGGAGGGGACCUACAAUGUUCAAAGCAAUUUCAAGUAUCGUCUAGCGAUCUAGCGUCAACAGAGAGUAUCCGUUUGAUAUACAGUUGAUUAUAAUGGUACCGAAGAAUUUUUAUAGCUCGAUAACGAGCUGAAAAAUAUUGCAAGCAAAAAUGUGCUCGUCGAAUCUAAAAUCGUGUGAGACAAAACUAAACUAAAAUUAAAAAAA